AUGAUCGAAAUCUCUGCAGGCUACGGCGUACUGUGUGCAACUGCCAAGCAGUGUGGACUUUUGGGCAGUAUUGCUGUUGACAAGGUUCGCAAGUCGGGUGCUUACAGUUCCAUUGUUCAACUGGACUUGAGAAACUUGGAGCACAAUAAUUUGGUCGCAGAGUGGAUGCAAUCUCCAUUGUUUUGCUGGCUGCAUGUGGCGCCUGUUUGCGGGACUGCAAGCAGAGCGCGUGAAAUCCAACGGCAUUGGUCUGACCCCAAGCCUCUCAGGUCGAAUGACUUUCCGCGUGGCCUGCCUGACCUGUCGGAGAAGGAUAUGACCCGAGUCGAUAUUGCCAAUGAUUUGUUCGCAUACAGUUGCAAGCUCUUUCAGGACGCAGCUGCUUGCAAUAUUUUCGUUACAAUGGAGAACCCUUCGAAUUCAUAUUUCUGGCUUACAGAUUGGUUCACUCGCCUUAGGCAGAGUGUGGCUUUGACCAUAACUGAUUUUCAAGCUUGCAUGUACGGUGGAAAGAGACCCAAUGGUCGAGACUUGUUGGGAACUUUGACGAACUCUCUCAGAUCAACGCCAGGUGUGACAAUUCGCAUCAACAUGAUCCUUGGCGAUUUGCCAAAGCUGAUGACGGCUCCCGUGUUUGGGCAACAAGUUUGGAGUCAAAGUAUCCAAAACAGUUGUGCGUUGCCAUAG
Durusdinium trenchii is the source of this 687-nucleotide messenger RNA. The record is from the annotation of a GenBank genome assembly. NCBI's taxonomy places the organism in Eukaryota, Dinophyceae, Suessiales, Symbiodiniaceae.